Messenger RNA from Lactuca sativa (garden lettuce), 1392 nucleotides. Its product is annotated as GDSL lipase. Gene Ontology annotation, molecular function: lipase activity. Lineage: Eukaryota; Viridiplantae; Streptophyta; Magnoliopsida; Asterales; Asteraceae. The record is from RefSeq and is a predicted model, not a curated record.
ACCAAAUUUGCAUUUUUUUUUUUUUUUAAAUUUAACUACUCAAGGUCAAGGUUGAAGAACAGCUUCACACAUAUGGCUUUUACUAAAAACGAUUUGGGAUUCCAGCUUGUUGUUUCGUGUCUGUUGCUCCUCAUUACUGGUGGCCAGAGUUCUCAGGGGCAUUUUAACAAACAUGUUGCGCUCUUCAUUUUCGGUGAUUCACUUUUCGAUCCUGGAAACAACAACUACAUAAACACUACUACUGAUCAACAAGCAAAUUUUUGGCCCUAUGGCGAAUCAUACUUCAAUCAGCCAACCGGAAGAUUCUCUAAUGGCCGUCUCAUCUCAGAUUUCAUCGCUGAAUUUGCUGGAUUGCCUCUCAUUCCUGCGUAUCUCGACCCCCGUUACCAUAAUAAUGAAUUUUUGUAUGGAGUAAAUUUUGCGUCAGCGGGAUCUGGUGCAUUAGUUGAAACCAAUGCGGGACUUGUAAUUGAUCUCAAGACACAGCUACAGUAUUUCUCCAAUUUGGAGAAACGUUUUAGGAAGGAUUUAGGUGAUGUGAAAACCGAGCAGCUGUUGUCCAACGCUGUCUACUUGUUUAGCGGCAUAGUCAACGACUAUGGAGUCCUCAUCGGCGACAACCAGAGUAGUUAUUAUCAUGAGCAGUUCGUGGAAAUGGUGAUCGGAAACUUGACCAAUAUGUUCAAGGAAAUCCAUGAAAAAGGUGGGAGGAAGAUUGGAAUUGGUUUGAGCCCGCCGUUAGGUUGUCUGCCUAUGGCUCGUGCACUACACCCACGUAAUACUUGCAAUGAAGAAUUUAACACCAUAGCAAGUCUACACAAUCGAUUACUUUCCAAGAAAAUGGAAGAGAUGACAAAAGAAUUUGAAGGAUUCAUGUUUGCAAACUAUGAUCACUUUACUGCUCUUAGCAAACGGAUAAAGAACCCAUCAAAAUAUGGUUUCAAGGUAGGAGACACUGCAUGUUGUGGUAGUGGGCCUUUCCGAGGGAUUUUUAGUUGUGGAGGCAAAAGAGGAAUAAAAGAGUUUGAAUUGUGUGAUAAUCCUGAUGAUUAUGUUUUCUUCGAUGCCCCUCAUCCUAGUGAAGCCGCAAGCCGACAAUUCGCGCAAUUGUUCUGGGACGGAGAUUCCAAUGUCACAACACCUUACAAUUUAAAAGCCUUGUUUCAAGGUGAGACUUUUAAGGUUGACUUGAAUAAAAAAGUAGUCAAGCCUUCAGCGGACGAUGAAGAUGAUGGUGGCAUCGGGAAUAUGGUUGAUUUCUAGUAACAACUUUUUCAAUUCAGUUUACAUUAUUUAUAUAAGAACAAUUUUAGAUUUAUUUUUGUUGCACAUUGUAUAAAUAUUAAAGUUUUAAUUGCGGAAUAAAAAUAUAAUGUGGGGACAUUUGUUAAU